Molecule: messenger RNA, 720 nt
Organism: Micromonas commoda
Lineage: Eukaryota; Viridiplantae; Chlorophyta; Mamiellophyceae; Mamiellales; Mamiellaceae
Exons: 1
Coding region: 1-720 (239 amino acids)
Cellular component (GO): membrane; cytoplasm
Source: RefSeq, a predicted model, not a curated record
AUGCGCCACGCGCACCGGCGGUUCUCCUCCCAACGCCGAUUCUCCUCCGCGUCCAACGAGGGAACAUCGGCGCAGCAGACGUCGGGCGGCAUCAGGGGCGCGCUCGCCAAGUACAACGCCCUCAACGAAGCCCACCCGACGACGACCAAGGUUGGCACCUCCGUGGUUAUCCUCCUCUUCGGCGACACCAUGGCGCAGCGCAUUCAGCACCGCUCCGCCGCCAAGACCUCCAAGGACGGCGCCGCGCCGGCGUUCCGGAUGGACUGGCGCAGACUCGCCGCGUUCGCAUCCUUCGGCGCCAUCUACACCGGAUACUUUCAGAUGCACUGGUUCAGAUACCUGCAGACUGUCUUCCCCAGGCAGGUGGGCCUCAAGGCCAGGUUCCUACGCAAGGACGUCCUGGCGCCGCUGCUCGUGAACCAGCUCGGGAUGGUGUGCGUGGGGUACUACCCGUUCUUCUUCGCGUGGACCGGGUUCGUACGGGGCCGCACGUGGGACGAGUCGAUGGAGGAGAUGAAGAAAAAGUACAAGUUGAAGCUGCUGGCGCAGAAUUGGGCGUUUUGGAUUCCCGCGCAGGGCGUGCAGUUCGCGCUGGUGCCGAGCUCGUAUCACAUACUCUACGUGUCGGCGAUGGGUUUGGCGUGGAACACGAUCUUGUCGCUGGUGACGCUGGAGAAGAUACCCGAGGCUGCGCAGGAGCUCAAGCGCAAAAAAGCGUGA